GGAGCUCGGCGGAGAGGCGAGGGAUCUCAUAGGAGCGCUUCUCUACGCGCUGUAGCCGGGAGGCGGCCCCGCAUUCCCAGAGCCCCCUUACGCUAACAGCGCAGAGUCGGGCCCUAUGGGCGAAACCGAGGGUGGAGCUCCCUUUGCGUAGGCGGGGCGGAGGCUUGUCGUAGCCGGCCCCAGGUGAAUGGAGGAACCUGACAGUUGAGAGGCGGCGGCCGAGGAGGCGGCGAAAUGGCGGCGGUCAGCAAUGGCGGCACAAUGAGGCGACGCCUGUAGUUGGGGCAGCUCCAGGCUGGUCCCGCCUGGCAGAUAAUGAAAUAAGGAAAGGGUCCUUGGGAGAUAUUGCCCUUUUUUCAUGGGUAGACAAAACAGGAUACCUAGGUCAAAACAAAAAUACAGGCUUGGAAACUCUGGAAAAGCUCAAUAUUGGGAUUCAAGGUAGAAAAAAAAAUGCUCUGAAGUAAUCCUAAGGAGCUUGGCAAUGAUGUGAUUAACCUACAAGCUGAUAUAAUGGUGUCAAAAUGCAGUUCAGAGAGCUUAUACACAGAGGUCACAGAAAUUAAUACACUGUGCGGGAAUGAAAAUGCAAUGAAACAAACACUGGAUGAAUGAAUGAAAAGCCCUGCUUUGCAGUCCCUCAGCAUGGCAGGACUACAACUCAUGACCCCGGCUUCCUCACCAAUGGGUCCUUUUUUUGGACUACCAUGGCAACAAGAAGCAAUUCAUGAUAACAUUUACACACCAAGAAAAUAUCAGGUUGAACUGCUGGAAGCAGCUCUGGAUCAUAAUACAAUAGUCUGUUUAAACACUGGCUCAGGGAAGACUUUUAUUGCAGUACUACUCAUUAAAGAACUGUCCUAUCAGAUCAGGGGAGACUUCAACAAAAAUGGAAAAAGAACAGUAUUCUUGGUCAACUCGGCAAAUCAAGUCACACAGCAAGUAUCAACUGUUAAGACUCAUUCGGAUCUCAAAGUGGGGGAGUAUUCAAGUUUAGAAGUAACUGAAGCAUGGACAAAAGAGAGGUGGAACCAAGAAUUUGCUAAAUACCAGGUUCUGGUUAUGACUUGCCAUGUUGCAUUGAAUGUGUUAAAAAAUGAACACUUGUCGCUGUCAAAUAUUAAUCUUCUUAUUUUUGAUGAGUGCCAUCUUGCAAUCCAGGAUCACCCCUAUCGAGAAAUUAUGAAGCUCUGUGAGAGUUGUCCAUCAUGCCCUCGAAUAUUGGGAUUAACAGCUUCCAUUUUAAAUGGGAAAUGUGAUCCAGCAGAAUUGGAAGAGAAAAUUCAGAAGCUGGAGAAAAUUCUCAAGAGCAGUGCUGAAACAGCAACGGAUCUAGUGGUUUUGGACAGGUAUACUUCUCAGCCCUGUGAGAUUGUGGUAGAUUGUGGACCAUACACAGACAAAAGUGGGCUCUAUGAAAGAUUGCUGAUGGAGCUGGAUGAUGCACUUAGCUUUCUGAAUGAUUGCAACAUAUCUGUACACUGCAGAGAGAGAGAUUCUACCUUAAUUUCUAAACAGAUACUGUCAGACUGCCGAGCAGUGUUGCUUGUUCUGGGACCCUGGUGUGCAGAUAAAGUAGCUGGGAUGAUGGUGAGAGAGCUACAGAAGUACAUUAAACAUGAGCAAGAAGAGCUGCACAGGAAAUUCUUAUUGUUUACAGAUACUUUCCUAAGGAAAAUACAUGCACUCUGUGAAGAGCACUUCUCGCCUGCCUCACUUGAUCUGAAAUUUGUAACCCCAAAAGUAAUAAAGCUGCUUGAAAUCUUGCGUAAAUAUAAGCCCUAUGAACGGCAACAGUUUGAAAGUGUUGAAUGGUAUAAUAAUAGGAAUCAGGAUAAUUAUGUGUCUUGGAGUGAUUCUGAAGAUGAUGAUGAGGAUGAAGAAAUUGAGGAGAAAGAAAAGACAGAAUCUAAUUUUCCUUCUCCCUUUACUAAUAUUUUAUGUGGAAUUAUUUUUGUGGAAAGAAGAUACACAGCAGUUGUUCUAAACAGAUUGAUAAAAGAAGCUGGCAAACAAGACCUAGAACUGGCUUAUAUCAGCAGCAAUUUUAUAACUGGACAUGGCAUUGGAAAGAAUCAGCCCCGUAGCAAACAGAUGGAAGUAGAAUUCCGAAAGCAGGAAGAGGUACUUAGAAAAUUUCGAGCACACGAGACCAACUUGCUAAUUGCAACUAGUAUUGUAGAAGAGGGUGUUGACAUACCAAAAUGCAAUUUGGUGGUUCGUUUUGAUUUGCCCACAGAAUACCGUUCCUAUGUGCAGUCCAAAGGAAGAGCCAGGGCACCUAUCUCAAAUUACAUCAUGUUAGCAGAUUCAGACAAAAUCAAAAGUUUUGAAGAAGAUCUUAAAACUUACAAAGCAAUUGAAAAGAUCCUGAGGAACAAGUGCUCAAAGUCUGUAGAUACGAGUGAAACAGAAAAUGAACCAAUUACAGAUGAUGAUGACAUCUUUCCACCAUAUGUGUUGAGACCAGAAGAUGGCAGUCCAAGAGUCACAAUAAAUACAGCUAUUGGACAUAUUAAUAGGUACUGUGCUAGACUGCCCAGUGACCCGUUUACCCAUCUGGCUCCUAAGUGUAAAACUAGAGAACUCCCUGACAACACAUUUUUCUCAACGCUUUAUCUGCCUAUCAAUUCUCCCCUUCGAGCAUCAAUUGUUGGUCCUCCAAUGAGUUGUACGAGAUUAGCAGAGAGAGUUGUGGCUCUUAUUUGCUGUGAAAAAUUGCAUAAAAUUGGAGAGCUGGAUGAUCACUUAAUGCCUGUUGGUAAAGAGACAGUGAAGUAUGAGGAGGAACUUGAUUUGCAUGACGAAGAAGAAACCAGUGUUCCAGGAAGACCCGGCUCUACAAAACGAAGGCAAUGCUACCCUAAAGCUAUUCCAGUAUGCUUGAGGAAUAGUUAUCCCAAACCUGAUCAACCUUGUUACCUUUAUGUAAUUGGAAUGGUAUUAACUACCCCUCUACCUGAUGAGCUCAACUUUAGGCGACGAAAGCUAUAUCCUCCUGAGGAUACUACAAGAUGCUUUGGAAUACUGACAGCCAAACCUAUACCUCAGAUUCCUCACUUCCCUGUAUAUACCCGCUCAGGAGAAGUGACCAUAUCUAUUGAGCUAAAGAAAUCAGGCUUCACUCUGUCUCUACAAGUUCUCGAGUUGAUCACAAGACUUCACCAGUACAUUUUCUCACACAUUCUUCGACUUGAGAAACCUGCACUAGAAUUCAGACCUACAGAUGCUGAUUCAGCCUAUUGUGUUCUACCUCUUAAUGUUGUUGAUGGCUCCAGCACUUUGGACAUUGAUUUUACAUUUAUGGAAGAUAUUGAGAAAUCUGAAGCUCGUACAGGCAUUCCCAGUACACAGUAUACAAAAGAAACACCUUUUAUUUUCAAAUUAGAGGAUUACCAGGAUGCAGUUAUCAUUCCAAGGUAUCGGAAUUUUGAUCAGCCUCACCGAUUUUAUGUUGCUGAUGUCUACACAGAUCUUACUCCAUUGAGCAAAUUUCCUUCCCCAGAAUAUGAAACUUUUGCUGAAUAUUAUAAAACCAAGUAUAACCUUGACUUGACCAAUCUCAACCAGCCAUUGCUGGAUGUGGACCACACAUCUUCAAGACUUAAUCUUUUGACUCCUCGUCAUUUGAAUCAGAAGGGGAAAGCUCUUCCAUUAAGCAGUGCUGAGAAGAGGAAGGCUAAGUGGGAAAGUCUACAGAACAAGCAGAUCUUAGUUCCAGAACUCUGUGCUAUACAUCCCAUUCCAGCAUCACUGUGGAGAAAAGCAGUUUGUCUCCCUAGCAUUCUUUAUCGUCUUCACUGCCUUUUGACAGCCGAGGAACUCAGAUCCCAAACCGCUAUUGAUGCUGGUGUAGGAGUGAAGUCACUUCCUGCAGAUUUCAGAUAUCCUAACCUGGACUUUGGGUGGAAAAAAUCUAUUGACAGCAAAUCCUUCAUCUCUGCUCCUAGCUCCUCUCUGGCAGAGAAUGAAACUUACUGUAAGCACAGCACAAUUGUAGUCCCUGAAAAUGCUGCACAUCAAGGUGCUAAUAAAACCUCUUCUGCAGAAAAGCAUGACCAAAUGUCUGUGAACUACAGAUCAUUGAUUGAGUCGCCCAGUAAACUCCAAAAUGAUGUCUCGGCGGAACUGGCAACCAUUAAUGGUGUUUCUUACAAUAAAAACCUUGGCAACGGCAAUUGUGACUUAGCUAACGGAGACUUUUGCCAGGGAAAUCAGCUAAAUUACUGCAGGCAGGAAAUACCUGUACAACCAACUACCUCGUAUCCUAUUCAGAAUUUCUACAACAGUGAGAACCAGCUCAAGCCCAGCAAUGAAUGUACUCUACUGAGUAAUAACUAUCUUGAUGGAAAUGCUAACAAAUCUACCUCAGAUGGAUGCCCGAAAAUGGCAGUGACCACCAGUGCUUCAGAUGUUUCUAAUCUUUCAAAAGAGAGAAUGGAUUGUGUAACAAGCCCUUUCAAUGGGUACUCCUCAAAAACCCUUGGGCCAAACCCUGGUCUCAUUCUUCAGGCUUUGACUCUUUCAAAUGCUAGUGAUGGAUUUAAUCUGGAGCGGCUUGAAAUGCUUGGUGAUUCAUUUUUAAAGCAUGCCAUAACUACAUAUUUGUUUUGCACUUACCCUGAUGCUCAUGAGGGACGCCUAUCCUAUAUGAGAAGCAAAAAAGUCAGCAAUUGUAACUUGUACCGUCUUGGAAAAAAGAAAGGGCUUCCGAGUCGUAUGGUGGUAUCUAUUUUUGAUCCACCUGUCAACUGGCUUCCUCCUGGCUACAUAGUAAACCAAGACAAGAGUAAUGCAGACAAAUGGGAAAAAGAUGAAAUGGCAAAGGAAGGCUUGAUGUCUAAUGGAAAGCAUGACGACGACUAUGAUGAUGAUGAUGACGACGACCUAAUGUGGCGGGUACCCAAGGAGGAAGCUGACUUUGAGGAUGACUUCUUGGAGUAUGACCAGGAGCAUAUCAAAUUUAUUGAUAAUAUGCUGAUAGGUUCUGGAGCAUUUGUGAAGAAAAUCUCUCUCUCCCCCUUCUCACCCACUGAUAACAGCUAUGAAUGGAAAGCACCCAAGAAAUCGUCCUUGACUAAUGUUCAAUUUUCAUCAGAUUUUGAUGACUUUGACUACAGCUCGUGGGAUGCCAUGUGCUAUCUAGACCCCAGCAAGGCUGUCGAAGAAGAUGACUUCGUAGUUGGUUUCUGGAAUCCAUCGGAGGAAAAUUGUGGCAUUGAUGCUGGGAAACAGUCCAUCUCCUAUGACUUGCAUACAGAACAGUGUAUUGCUGACAAAAGCAUUGCAGACUGUGUGGAGGCCCUUCUAGGCUGCUAUCUGACCAGCUGUGGUGAGAGAGCUGCCCAACUUUUCCUUUGUUCACUGGGGCUAAAAGUGCUUCCAGUAAUUAAAAAAACUGAUUGGGACAGCACUCUGUAUUCCCUCAGAGACUGUUUCAACAGCCAACAGAAACAUCCUUCAGCGAACUGUAUUUCUGCCUCUCUAGUCAAUCAAGAAUCUUCUCUAUAUAAAGACUUGGUAUAUGGCUCCUUAAAGAUUCCGCCAAGAUGCAUGUUUGAUCAUCCGGAUGCUGAGAGAACUUUGAAUCAUCUUAUAUCUGGCUUUGAAAAUUUUGAGGAGAAAAUUAACUACAGUUUUAAGAACAAGGCUUACCUACUUCAGGCAUUUACUCAUGCCUCCUAUCAUUAUAACACCAUUACUGAUUGUUACCAGCGAUUGGAAUUCCUGGGAGAUGCAAUUUUGGACUACCUCAUAACCAAGCACCUUUAUGAAGACCCACGGCAGCAUUCUCCAGGAGUCCUAACAGACCUGCGAUCUGCUCUCGUUAACAACACCAUCUUUGCCUCGUUGGCUGUAAAGUAUGACUACCACAAAUACUUCAAAGCUGUCUCUCCCGAGCUGUUUCAUGUUAUUGAUGACUUUGUACAGUUUCAGAUGGAAAAAAAUGAAAUGCAAGGAAUGGAUUCUGAGCUCCGAAGAUCUGAAGAAGAUGAAGAAAAAGAAGAGGAUAUAGAAGUACCAAAGGCCAUGGGGGAUAUAUUUGAGUCUCUUGCUGGUGCCAUUUACAUGGAUAGUGGAAUGUCUCUGGAAAUGGUUUGGCACGUGUAUUAUCCAAUGAUGAGGCCAUUAAUAGAAAAAUUCUCUGCAAAUGUGCCCCGUUCCCCAGUACGAGAACUGCUAGAAAUGGAGCCAGAGACAGCUAAAUUUAGUCCUGCAGAAAGAACCUACGAUGGAAAAGUCAGAGUAACUGUGGAAGUUGUAGGGAAGGGAAAGUUUAAAGGUGUUGGAAGAAGCUAUCGGAUCGCCAAAUCUGCAGCAGCAAGAAGAGCUCUACGGAGCCUCAAAGCAAAUCAACCUCAGGUUCCAAAUAGCUGAGACACCUCUUUAAAAUAAAUAUAUAUAUAGAUGUAAAAGGUGAUGUUGAGAGGAACAAAUUGAAGACAGCAUUUAAAGUUUGAUAACAAAAUAGCUAACAACAUUUAACAUGUAUACAUAAUUUUGGAACUAAUUGUAGUUAUAGUUUUUUUGCGCAAACACAAUCUUGUCUUCUUUCCUCACUUCUGCUUUGUUUAAUCACAAGAGUGCUUUAAUAUGACAUUUAGCAAGUGUUCAAAAUAAUUGUUGUCAGGUAUCUUUUGAUUUACUCUGUCAGUACAGCUUUGCUUAGUGUUAAAGGCCAGGGAGCUUAUGCCUAUCGCAGUUACUAGAUUUAUAUAUCUAUAUAUAUAGUAAUCUUGAAAUUCCUCAAAUCUGUGCACUAGUGCCAGUCACGAAGCAGUUUAUAAACUGUACUGGAUGAUUUGGUGUAAGGAUAAGUGUGCCAGUAUUGUCCUUGUUCUUUCCAUGUCAUCUUUGCAUUAAGAUGGCAUUCCCAAUCAUUAUUGCACUUAUUUGUUAGGGACAGGUUUUUAAUUGAAAUAUCUGGCAUCCUGAUAAAGUUGAAUUGAUGCCACAUAGUCUUGCAUUUGAAAGGUUCUUGCCUUAAAAGUACAUAAACCCUCAUUAAUACAACUUUUUAUUUCUGAUCUCUUUGGAGCAAACUGUUUUACAUUCCCUUCAUUUUUAGAAUGCAUUUUACAAUGAUACAGCUCCAUAUUUACAGUACAACAUGUUCGUUUAGCUGAGACGUAUCUUAUUACAGGACUGUACUAGAAAUGGUAUUCAUAUAUAGGUAGUGUGGUUAUUUUUAACAAUUCAGAGGAAAUGGUUAGUACAAUUUUGGGGUGGGGGGCGGAUACUGCAAACAAGUCUCUCGCUAAUUUCCAAUGUUACAGCCACCGAGAGCUUAAGUGAACACAAUCCAUCCCUUUUGGAGGAACCCCCUUUCAGUUCAAGGAACUUGUUCAGGAGUUGUCACUGGUGGAUUGCAGACAUUGUUUCCACUAUUGGAACUUCUUAGUAAUAGCUAACUGCACAGUGCAAACUGUUGCUUUCAAAAAAAAAGAACCUUUGACAUAUCGCACCUAAAAUAUGCUGCAGAUUUUAUAUUGGAUACAUAUUUAACAAAUGGAGCACCUUUACAAGCAAUUUCCACAUAAAUUUCUUACUGUACUUUUCAGAAUUGCAUGCAUAUUUCACCUACCAAAGCUGUGCUGUUAAAAUGCCAUGGAAGUUGUUGUGUGAGAGAAACUGCCAUACUUUUGAUACAUCUGUGAUUUAGGUCCUUUAACGUAGAGUAAUUAGCUUGUUAUUGUUUCAGUUGUUAUGAAAGCAUACGUUUUUAGGCUAUGCCUAAUUUCUGUAGAUAUUUGUAGGCACCCUUCACUUAAAUACCUCAGUUCUUCUUUGUUCUUUUGUGUCUUUUCCCCCACUUUUGCAUGCAUUGUUUUUCUUUUUUGGUGCUAUGUGUAUGUAUUAUGCUUGAAAUUUUUAAUUUUUGCACUGUAACUAUAAUACCUCUUAAUUUACAUUUUUUAAAAAGCUGUGGGCUGUCUUUUACUCCCACCAAUAUCAAUAGAGGUUUGCUGCAAUUUUGCCCCAUUAAUUAUGCUUGAAAGUUUGAGAGAGCUGAGCAAGAUUUUUUUAAUGUUUUCCAGCACAGUGGUCUGCUCUUGAUGCUGUUUUAUGUGUUAAAUUACAGAUAAAUAAUGUGUUCUUUGCUUUUAAAGAUCCCUUCCCUGCACACAUACUCAUGCAUUCAAAAUUUAGAUGGAAAAAAUCUUGCUUGCUUUUCUAAAAGAGAAGGAACAUACCUUUAUGGCAGGGGGUGCUGUACUUCUCUUAAAUACAGAAUUUAGUUCUGAGUAUUGCAUUUCUUGCUUUGAUUCUUCUAAUAAUGGUAACAGUGAAAUGAAAUAUUUGUGUGUGAUGUCAGUCACAAUGAGAGAGUAGAAUAUUGUGAAAGACCUAAAGGAUGUGAUCCAACAAAACUGUUUGAGUGUCCAUGGGAGAAUGGCACAUAGAAUUUGAUGUUUCCUUGCUUCUGCUGCCGCCAACUCUCACUGAUGAAGAGGCAAGCCACGUUUUAGCUUUAAAAAUGGCUGUUCUCUUCCGCUGUGGGAGCAGCAGUUGUGAAACUUCAGAGAAACUGCUUGCAACAUGAAUAGUGCCCCAUCCCACAUAGAUCUAUAGCUUUGGAUUGUGAACAUCUAUCACAACACUUUAUGUGAAGUUGCAGUCUUCAAACCACUGACUCUUGAAGUGUUUUUCAAGCUUGAUUUCAGUGGGACUUGUCAGUGGGAAAAGUGGAUUGAGGAUUGUUGUCCAUGUUGUCUUCAAUAGAGUUAUAUAGGUAUCUUACGAAUGAACACACUAUUAAAUACAGAAUUGUAGUCUGAAGUGUAGUUUUGCAAUUCUGUUAGUUUUCUGCUGACACACAUGUCAGUUCUAAAAACUCACAUUAAUACAGUUCAAAGGGGCAUGUAUUAUUCUAAUCAAAUGUGUAAGAUUUUAUUUUUUGUGAAAUGCCAUAAGUAAAAUCUAAACCACUCUUGUGAGAUUGAAAGAUCAUCAGUGCACGCUUCACAGGAAUAUUUCAUAGUAGGAUAUGUGCAGAGGUUGGAGUGUAGCCUGAUAGCAGUUAGAAGCUGUUGAUGAUUACACUCCAUAUCAAAAGUAUUCAAUAUCCUUCAUUUUGUUGCAUCAAGUUGAUGAACUGAAAAUAUUGAGUAGGGGCCAAUUGUAAAUAUAGGUCCUGCUGCUAAUUGUGUGUGUGUGUGUGUGUGUGUGUGUGUGUGUGUGUGUGAGAGAGAGAGAGAGAGAGAGAGAGAGAUGCGAUGCCACAACUUUUUUUUGCUGUAUGAUUUCAUUCAGAUAUUUCAUAACGCUGUUAGAAUACAAAAAUUACACUAGUUCCCAUGCUGUGCAACUGCUUUAAUCUUUUUAAUGCAAUUGCGCGUAUUGGAAAAUGUAUGCUACUAGACCUAAAUCUGAUCAUUUGAAGGUUGGGGUUGAACUCAUUUGACAUGCUAUAUGUAUUAGAGGAAAUGAACUGUUGCAAGCCUGUCUUCAAAAUCACCACGCAGACUCCUCAUGCAGAAAGUGAAGGGGUUAAUUGGCAUGAAUCUAGUUCUGGAAAUUUUGUUCUAUUAUACUGUACUUCUUAAACAGUCCUCCUAACUAUGCUGCAUUUUUAUUUUAUUUUAUGGCUUUGUGUUGUGCUGUUCUGUUCAUGUAGCACAAAUAAGCAUUGCACUUGGUACCAUGCUUUACCUCAUUUCAAGGAGAAAUAUGCUUAAUAGAGGAAAAAUGUGGUUGGGGCCUUGCUGCUGAUAUAACUUACUGAAUUUGAAAGAAAGAUCUUUGGAAUGCCUGCAUUGUGUCAUUUAACUUGCACAACUGAAAUAGGCCAUUCUGUUAUGUUUGAGGCAUUUUCCUAUAUGUUUUUUUUUUUAAAGGAGUCAAAACAUUUGGGUGGGAUCCAGAGAGCCCCUUGUGGAUGGCAGUUCCACUUGCACAAGGGUGCUGUUUCCAGUUUCCAUUGAUCUCCCCAGUUUAAGUCCCCUGUGCCAUUCCAGAGGGUCGUCCAACGCACAAGAGUUGGAAUGAAAAUUACCCCAUGGCACAAGCAGAAUUACGUUCAUGGUUCUCUGCAUCCCACCCACUUUUUAUCAUGCUAUAUAUUACUGUUUUGUCAAACUGUUAGAAUGUAGAAGAAUCUUUGUUCCUCCCCCCACCGCCCGCAUCCCUGCCCCCCGUCCUAUUGUAACAUCCAUCAAAAAGCACACAUGAUGGUCAAUUUUAAAUUUCUGUGUUUUAGUUGUGAAGGGAUUUGUGGAUUGUAUCUGCUGAGAACCUAAUCUGAUACAAGCUUCUCUCAGUUUGUCUAUAGGCUCUGUUCAACUCUUGAGUUGUCCCAUAAAGUAUAGGACCACAUAUGCAGGUGGCAUAAAUAGCCCCAAAGUCAUGGCCUUUUCAAGCUUGAAGAUAGUAAACUGACCAUAUUUGAGCCAUAUGCUAUUCUCCUACAUCCCUCAAUGAAUGUAAUGGAACCAGUUGUGUGUGACUAAUGAAAACAGGAUUGGAUCCUAGGACAGCUUUUACGUUAAUGAUGGCAAAUACUUUCAUUUUCAAUAAGUGAAGGUGUGCCGAUAUCAUAAAUCUGUGUCUUUAAAACCUUAACUCUUACAUAUAAAGUGUAACUGAAACCCAACUAUUUUCACCAGCAGAAGUUGGAUAAUAGAUAUACAUAGGAUUAGUGUAGAAUGCAAACCUCUCUCAUGAUAACUCAAAAUUUAAUAUAUCAAUUUUGUCUCCCAAGUCCUUUUGUAGGUUUUACACUCUUCUUUGCAAUUCAUUUGGAUAACAACCACAGGCAGUUUAAAUAGAUAUGGUAGAUGCACUCAGUUUACUACAGCAGCAAGUUAUCUAAAGAAACACAGAAGUUGAACAAGCAUUGAAAAUUGCAGGCUUUUUUAUUGUAAAUAGUUUGACUAUAAAGAUGGUUAAAAUCAAGUAGAAUGAAUAACAUAAUUUGAUGGACAAUAAAAUAUUUCCCAUCACAUGCUGCAGCUGUCUAAGGGACAUAAAAUGUAAUUCAUUCAUACUGUAAUCAUGCUGCAGAAAUUUGCAGUCUGCACCUUAUGGAUCACAAUUACCUUUAAUAGAUUUUUGUAAUAAUUGUAGCUGAAUAUAUCCAAUAAAGUUAUGGUCUGUUCA
Molecule: messenger RNA, 11100 nt
Organism: Hemicordylus capensis (graceful crag lizard)
Lineage: Eukaryota; Metazoa; Chordata; Lepidosauria; Squamata; Cordylidae
Gene: DICER1
Product: dicer 1, ribonuclease III
Exons: 30
Coding region: 616-6378 (1920 amino acids)
Biological process (GO): siRNA processing; pre-miRNA processing; apoptotic DNA fragmentation
Cellular component (GO): nucleus; RISC complex; cytoplasm
Molecular function (GO): ATP binding; ribonuclease III activity; RNA binding
Source: RefSeq, a predicted model, not a curated record